Molecule: messenger RNA, 8873 nt
Organism: Neofelis nebulosa (Clouded leopard)
Lineage: Eukaryota; Metazoa; Chordata; Mammalia; Carnivora; Felidae
Gene: FLRT2
Product: fibronectin leucine rich transmembrane protein 2
Exons: 2
Coding region: 502-2484 (660 amino acids)
Molecular function (GO): protein binding
Source: RefSeq, a predicted model, not a curated record
ACCGUCGCCGCCUCCGCCACCCGGAGGACCGAGCAAAAGUUUGGAUCUGGGGGAGGACGCGGCGCUGAGCGAGAUUACCACCGGGGCUGGAAGGAGACCUCGAGAACCUUCGCAGAGUGCAGAUUGAGCUUAACCAAGAAGUUCAUAGUCUGAUCAACACUGACCUGAUCUACAACAUCAGAAGGGAGUUCUGCCUGCCCAGUUGGGCCUCUGUUGACUGCAGAUAACUUGGCUUCACUCAUUGCCUGUGUGGAAAAUUCUCCCUAUUGAUUUUUUUUUUGUUGUUGUUUUGUUUUUUUGUUUUUGCACAUGGAGGACAGUAACAAAGACAGCAACACAGGCUGAUAAGAGCAGAGAUCACAGGAGAAUUCUUUUAUUACAGGCCCUUGGGACUUUUCCUCUAGUUGGAGUUCUGGACUUUAACAGAGCCCUUUCCAGUCAUUUUGGUUUUGUUUCUUGUUACUUUCCCACCACCUUGUAUUUUGUUUCCGUACUUCAGAAAUGGGCCUACAGACCACACAGUGGCCCAGCCGUGGGGCUUUUUUCCUGAAGUCUUGGCUUCUCAUUUCCCUGGGGCUCUACUCACAAAUGUCAAAAACCUUGGCGUGCCCUAGCGUGUGCCGCUGCGACAGGAACUUUGUCUACUGUAAUGAGCGAAGCUUGACCUCAGUGCCUCUUGGGAUCCCGGAGGGCGUAACCGUACUCUACCUCCACAACAACCAAAUUAAUAAUGCUGGAUUUCCCGCAGAACUGCACAACGUACGGUCGGUGCACACGGUCUACCUUUAUGGCAACCAACUGGAUGAAUUCCCCAUGAACCUUCCCAAGAACGUCAGAGUCCUCCAUUUGCAGGAAAACAACAUUCAGACCAUUUCGCGGGCUGCUCUCGCCCAGCUCUUGAAGCUCGAAGAGCUUCACCUGGAUGACAACUCGAUAUCCACGGUGGGGGUGGAAGAUGGGGCCUUCCGGGAGGCUGUGAGCCUCAAACUGUUGUUCCUAUCCAAGAAUCACCUGAGCAGCGUGCCCGUUGGGCUUCCUGUGGAUUUGCAAGAGCUGAGAGUGGAUGAAAAUCGUAUCGCUGUCAUAUCAGACAUGGCCUUUCAGAACCUCACGAGCUUAGAGCGUCUGAUCGUGGAUGGGAACCUUCUGACUAACAAGGGCAUUGCCGAGGGCACCUUCAGUCAUCUCACCAAGCUCAAGGAAUUUUCCAUUGUUCGGAAUUCACUCUCCCACCCCCCUCCUGAUCUCCCAGGUACACAUCUGAUCAGGCUCUACCUGCAGGACAACCAGAUCAACCACAUCCCUUUGACAGCCUUCUCAAAUCUGCGCAAGCUGGAACGCCUGGACAUAUCCAACAAUCAACUGCGCGUGUUGACUCAAGGGGUCUUUGAUAAUCUCUCCAACCUGAAGCAGCUCACUGCUCGGAAUAACCCCUGGUUUUGUGACUGCAGUAUUAAGUGGGUCACGGAAUGGCUCAAAUACAUCCCUUCAUCUCUCAACGUGCGAGGUUUCAUGUGCCAAGGGCCUGAGCAAGUCCGGGGGAUGGCUGUCAGGGAGCUGAAUAUGAAUCUUUUGUCAUGCCCCACCACGACCCCUGGGCUGCCCGUCUUUACCCCAGCUCCAAGUACAGCCUCGCCAACGACCCAGCCUUCCACGCUCUCUGUCCCAACCCCUAGCAGAAGCUACAUGCCUCUGACUCCCACCACAGCCAAACUUCCCACGAUCCCUGACUGGGAUGGCAGAGAAAGAGUGACCCCGCCUAUUUCUGAACGGAUCCAACUCUCUAUCCAUUUUGUGAAUGACACGUCCAUCCAAGUCAGCUGGCUCUCUCUCUUUACCGUGAUGGCAUACAAACUCACGUGGGUGAAAAUGGGCCACAGUUUAGUAGGGGGCAUUGUUCAGGAACGCAUAGUCAGCGGUGAGAAACAGCACUUGAGCCUGGUUAAUUUAGAGCCCAGAUCCACCUAUCGGAUUUGUUUAGUGCCACUGGAUGCUUUUAACUACCGAGCUGUGGAAGAUACCAUUUGUUCCGAGGCCACCACCCAUGCCUCAUAUUUGAACAAUGGCAGCAACACGGCUUCCAGCCACGAGCAGACGACUUCCCGCAGCAUGGGCUCCCCUUUUCUGCUGGCAGGCCUGAUCGGGGGCGCGGUGAUAUUUGUGCUCGUGGUCUUGCUCAGCGUCUUUUGCUGGCACAUGCACAAAAAGGGGCGCUACACCUCCCAGAAGUGGAAAUACAACCGAGGGCGGCGGAAAGACGACUACUGCGAGGCGGGCACCAAGAAAGACAAUUCCAUCCUGGAGAUGACAGAAACCAGCUUUCAGAUCGUCUCCUUAAAUAACGAUCAGCUCCUUAAAGGAGAUUUCAGACUGCAGCCCCUUUAUACCCCAAACGGGGGCAUUAAUUACACGGACUGCCAUAUCCCCAACAACAUGCGAUACUGUAACAGCAGUGUGCCAGACCUGGAGCACUGCCACACGUGACAGCCAGAGGUCCAGCGUUAUAAAGGCGGACAGUAAGACUCUGGAGAACACACACACGUGUGUGCACCGAAAGACACACGAAUUACAUUUGAUAAAUGUUGCCCAGAUGCAUUUGUGCAUUUGCAUACUCUGUAAUUUAUACGGUGUACUAUAUAAUGGGAUUUAAAGAAAAAAGUGCUAUCUUUUCUAUUUCAAGUUAAUGACAGUUUUGUAACUCUUUGCUUUUUAAAUCUUAAAAAAAAAAAUAGUUGCUGAAGUACUGUACAGGGUUGUACCAUGAGAACCCAAUGCCAAGGCUAAGGAGUGAUUCUUCCUCAUGAUGCACAUUCACCAUUUUACUGUUGAAGCUGUCAGAAUAAAUUCCUUUCUUAUGGUUGGUGGUCAGAUGAAAAGGCACAUGGAAACGGACUCAUCAGGGCAGGCUACACAACAUGGGGAAAACAAGGAAUGGCCCAGAUAGAUAUCUUUAUGCUAUUUCUAUACUUCCUGGUGUGGAAGGAAAGUUAAAAAUUUCAAAGUAGAAGAAAGGAGGUAGUUAACCCUGAUUUGACCCAAAGCAGGAAAUCUAGAAAGCAUCACAAGGAAGCCCGUUCCUGUAAGAUAAGUUAACCGAACCCGGCAGAAUCCAGAAAAUGAUGUGGGCUUUGAAAAGAACUUCAAACCCGGGGGUUGGCUUUCUGACUGGGAGCUUAAAAUCACCCCUCACGCCUCCCUGAUCCUAUGUGAUAACAGAGUUAGAGACCUGAGUCUGAUUCCGGCCAUCUUCAGGGACAGAUAGGAUGUUCCAGCAAGAAAACUCCCUUUAAAAGUGUUACUAUUCAAAUUAUAUGUCAGGUUGAAUCACAUUCAACAGAGAUAUAUUCUAGAAUACUUUUUUAGAAGAGGCUAAUAAAAUAACGGGAAGAAUUAUAUUGAAUGGAAUUAUUUUUGAUAAUGAGAAUUAUUUGGGUAGAUUCACCGCAGCUAUGUCAACAUGAUAUUUAGACCAAAAGAGAUCAGUGUUUGGAAUAUACUAAACUUGUUAUUUAAAAACUGUUGGUACCAUUUAGACAAAAGCAAGUGAUCAGUGAUUCUGCUACACUUCAUCAAACGACUUUGUUAGUAUCAUGUUGAAAUAGCUUGAAUUAAUACCUUUAUCCCCUUGCAAAUUUGUCUUCCAAUCACCUCACCUAUAUUUUCGUAACUAGCCGUUUAUGCUAGAUUUUUCCCCCCACUCUGCUUAAACUUUGAAAGAGAAAAUGAGAUCCCAGUCUCGGGUCCACAAAAUAUCCAUAUAUACUUAUACACGUUAAAAUGUAUACCAAUUUUCUCUGCUGAUAAUUCUAUAAGGACAUAUCAAAGCUGGCUGAAAUAAUGUAUUUUUUUAAAGCAAUACUGAGUUUCCACCUUGGACCGAUGUUCAUCCUAUUCCAUUUUUGAAAUUUCAUUUAUUCCCUUUCAGUCUUGGAUGUCCCUCUUCUUUCGGAAUUGUGGAGGGAUGAUCUAUCUUACAUUAGUAGGAUCACAUGGAACAAGUCAGAGAGCACAGGCUCCUUCCCCUAAUCUUGGCAGAGUGGGCAAAGAGCAGAGGGCAUAGAGAAGAGAGGGAUGUCUGUGCUUAAUUCUAGAUAUUUUCAAAGCAAUGCCCAUUUUCACAAAGUAUGUAUAACUCACUCCUUUUCAUCCCGUAGAUGUAGAAGGGCUAUCGAUCACCUACAUUAACUAAAAAAACACACCAUUGGAAAAUUCCUUUUAAAAUCAAAUUCUGCCCUGUGUUGUGGAUUUCCUUUACCACUGGCCAUUUUUUAGGGACCUGUGAAAUUGAUGUCACACUCAUUUUGGCUUUCUCUCUCGCUCUUUCUCUGUCUCUCACUUUUAACAAAAUAGAACUGUGAUGUGUCUUCUUUGUAAGAGUUUAGGUAUAAAACGCUAUGCAAGUUUUUCUUUAUAGUAAGAGCUUUAUUUUCUUUAAUAACGUACCCCCCAACUUAUAUGUUUUAAUCUCCCUUGUCCCUCAGAAUAAGCAGAACAUAUAACUGAAGUUAUAAUGUUGUAGAGGCAAGAAUCGAAACGGCAGUCAGUUGAACUGAAAUUAGCUGUUAAUUAAUUUGAAUUAAUUCUAAAGUGACUUAGGUUUCCAUAUGAGUUUAUUAGCUAGCAAAAUCUGGCUGUUGCUUGUUGAAAGUGAAUUCCACACAGCAAAGGGACAAGACAGUCUGUGAAGGUGAUCAGUGUUAACAGUAAGCCAUCUACUAUUCAGGACAAUGACUUGGGGUUGUGUGUAUUUAAACGGAUAAUUCCCUUCCACUGUUGUCUUCUCCUUGGCUGUGUAGAUAAAACUAUGUGUUCACAUUAUGGUACUUUGACUUUUGAGGGGUUUUUUUUUCUCUUUUAUCCACAAAAUAAUCAUGCUCAUUUAUUUAUAUUGUGUGUUUAACCCCCAGCAUCAUAUUUGGCUGCUGAAACAUUUUAGUUUCGAGCCAAGACUGAUGUUGGAAAGGUUUCUAUGAUGUCUUGUGGGAUUCACAGAAUUAUUUGGGGCUUGAGAGGUACAAUGAAGUCCUAGUCACGUGAAGGGGCCUCUGCUAAAAGACGUUCCUGAAGAGAUAGAACCUAGUUGCAGUCUUUGCUUUGAUCUUGCGCACAGUAUGACGGAGGCUGCUAAAAAUACGAUCAGUGUCUCGUUUGUCAUAGCAUACCUGGGGCUCUCACGCCAGGAUAGGAAGCCCAUCACGGAAUUUGUAAUGUCUUACGUGUCUUAGGAAAACUGCUGAAUAACCAACCGUCAGUGUUGGCUUAGGCUUUGAUUGGCAUCUUCAGUCGCGGGAGGUGUGUUUUGCUGAAACAUCUACCCUCUAAUGGAGCCUCUCUUGCUGCCAUUGUUAUGUACUUUUAGAUUAGCCAAGAGUCACAGUUGAAGAUGCAGGCCAGGACCAUGAACCAACAAGACAUACACCCUGGCUUAUAGAAUUUGAUGCUGUUUGACCAAACAGGCUGACUUCAGAUAACACACGGCCACUUUCAGAGCUAGGCAACUGUCACUGUGCAGAGGAAAUUCUAAGAGUAAAGGGUGUAGCCGUGAUCACACAGAUGUUAUUGAUGGUUAUUCAUUCCCAGGGUUGUCAUUAAUACCUGCUUGUUGUGGGGAGAUGUGUUUGAACAGGGAGAGGCUCUGUGCUCCCCUCAAAACUGUCAAAUACAUUGGCAGUUCAUCACAACGGAUGGCCACAGGCAGAGACAAAAAGUGUGUUUCCCUGCCCAGUUUCCUUGUAUGAGAAGUGGAAAACAUUCUAUCCCCUGAGAAAUAAUGCGAUUUCUAAUUACCUGGAUGUCUGUUGGAAAUAUAUAAGAUAUGUUCCCCAAGGUUUAAAAAAACAAACAAACUGUGUUGCUGUAUUGUGACCAGUCUGGCAAAAAAUACUAAUGAAGUCGCUAAUUUUAAGGCUCCGUUUCCUACCAGUGCCGAUCAUGAUGGUCUUAGUCACUUCCCAAGAUCAUAACUUAACUUCCCCACGUGGAGAACCAGCUCUGCAUGCGGUGAGCAGAACACCCAAUGCAAGCAAAAGUUACAGGGAACGGCUGAGGCAGAUCACCUUUUGACAGUGAACUGGUUAGUUUUCAUCAAUUUCUUUGUUUACAGCAUUUUUCUCUACCCUACAACAAGGAGACAUUGAGUUUUACGUUAGAACAAGAACAGUUUUGCCCAUGAUUUACCUUUCCAGCUUCAUGGGAGUGCAAAGCAAUUUCUUUGUGCCGCAAAGGGCAAUACAAAUACAAAACAAACAAACAAACAACUCUCCUAAUUCUUACUCUUGUCAAAACUGACCUGAUGCUCUUUUUUAAAAAGUCAAAAUACUAAUGAAGAAAGCUAUGGCUUACAUCCUUCUCUGAUUUCUACAUCAGGGCCAUAAGACAAUUGACCACUGGGGGAUGCUUGUCACAGAAUGUGGAGAGAAAGUUUUGUCCAUGUAUGAUACUGUUGUUACAACAAACCAAUCAGAUUCUUUUGCUAUAGUUUUCAUUUUUCUUUUUCUAGAGGCACAUCAUCCACCAGAAGAGCACAAAGCAAGGCCAUCGUAACAGACAUUUUUAAACUAGUAUGCAACACACACGUACGUGCACACACACACACACAACCACACGCACUGAGGCAUUUAUGAAGAUGUCCAUGGGAUAUAAGAUUUAUAACUUUUUGAGGCAAGGUGAAGGUGUCACCACUGUCUGUCCCUCUAAGACCAGUAUAUAUUCACCAAAAGUUAAUCCCAAUGGUUUGUUAUUGUUUGAACCACAUGUUGAUUUCCUUCUGGUUUAUGUUUAGUGUGUUCUCAUAACAAGGGACUGCAAGGGGCUGGAAGAUUCUGCAUUGCACGUCCUCUGAGACCUACCAUGCCGCACACCUUGUUAACUACAAACUUCACUCUACACUAUACAGUACCUUGUUGAUAUAUUCAGUAAAGGCUUAUUUUAAAAGAAAACCACAUUUUGUUUAUCUGAGUAAGUUCAUUGGGUUAUAGCCAACACUUGCAUUGUUAAUGUGAAAGAGAAAUUGUUAAUGUGGAAGGCUUCCUGAUGAUGCCUGAGGGUGGCAGGAAUAAAGGAGGUGAUAGGAUUUUUCCUUUUCUCCUACCUUGAAGACAGCUUCUGUUUUUAAAGCCAUUUAACCUUUUUUUUGUGUGUGAGGGGUUUAUAUGAAAUCUUCAUGUUCUUUUCUACUUCCCGACUAACUUGUGUGUUUGUCUGCAUAUCUUUUCAGUAUACACCAUACAUCACGAAUAUUGUUUUGUAUUUGUUAAAUCUGUAUUGCUUAGGAUAGAGAUAAAUACGAAUGUAUUAAUCCAGUCAGAAGAGCCCCCCCCCCCCAUUUCAUAACAUACACUAUUGGUUUUAAAAUGUCAAUUUUUCUUAAGAAUUCCCAUGGUACAUUUCUACUUCAGAUUUGUUUAUAGCUCAUGCACCCAUACUUCUAAUGAGCACUCAUGAAAAUGUAUCUAUUCACGUGCUCCAGUUCAACUCGGAUUAUUCUCACGAUUUUGCCAGACCCCUUUCCUCUAACUCUUUAAUAAUGUAUUUGACAGAGAUUAAAUCAGGAAACAAAAUCACGACACUUCAGUUAACUAGUAUUAAUUAUUUGUAGAAUCUAUGUUGGAAAAUUAAGUAUGCAAGACAGUGGUCACUGGUGAUUUAUAUUACACUUGGGAGAUUUUGUGCCAAGUAAUGUCCAUGCAACUCUCAGUCACUUUUACCAAGAAUUGCAGACUUUAUUCUGUGAAGACCAGACCCUUAGUCAAGGAAUAAAAUUCGUUAAAAAAAAAAGUUUAUUACAAGUCAGCAUUUGGCUGACUUCAGAAGUUUUGUAGAAGAAUAAAAUACAGUCUUAGGCAAGUCAAGCACAUCUUCUUCCCUGUGUUCCUAAAGAAAUCUGUUCACCCAAAGUAUUUAUUUUUCAUGUACCUUCUACAGAAUUCUAUGUUAGGUUCUUUUGGGGAUUCAGAGAAAAACAUGACUCUACCACUAAGGAGCUCACAGAUUGUGCAAGAAGCUCGUUUUCGAACACAUUCCGGAGUCUCAGAGACCAUGUAAUAAUUUUACAUUCUCUCAACCUCAACAGAGUAUCUAAGGUGACGAAAGAAAUAGACGUACUUCUUGAUACAUUUGAUGUUGUAUAUAUUAGACGAUCUUGGUGUUUAAUAGAUGAUGCAAAGUGAUGGUGCGUUGAUGAAAUUAGAAUUGAAUUUGAAUCAAAUCUUCAAACAUAUACUAAGUAAUUGAACAUUUAGGAAUUGUGUUUAGUAAUUAGACAUGCAACUUUAAAUUUCCGCUGGGCACCAGAAUAUAAAUUAAUCUAAAACAAUAAAGAAUGGCACCUGACAAUUCUUGAGCACCAAUGUAAUGCCACAUUUAGAAUGCUUUGAUACAUGUGGUCACAUUUUGUCUUCAACUAUGUAAGGUGUUUCAUCUUAGCUUUUCAGCAUGUAAAACUUCCCAAGAAGUAUAGCGAUUCGUCCCUGAUCAUAAAACCUGUGAAUGGCAGAAGCGGGCGUUAACCCCAAACGUGAUUCUUAGACUCUUAAGUACCUUCUCGCCUCUUAAAUUGACUAGCUUUGAGAUGGACUAGCCUUCAGGACAACUUCUUUGUCAACAGUUAAAAUUUGUGAUGAUCGAGAUAUCACAACGUCACUCGGAGGACACAUAUAUUAAUUAUUGUUUGUGGCAAAUCAAGGAAACAUUCUAAAAACCUAAAAAUAUUUGUCUUUCAAAUCCCAUUCCUGUUUUUUUUUUUAGAGAAAUUCUGUGUUUGUUAUUAUUGGGUGGCUGCACAUUUAUCUGACUUGAAAGCUUCAGAUGGAAUCAAGAUAUGCCUACACCCACGGGGUGAGCUGAAAACUAUUAAAAGGACUUGAGUGAGGUUA